AUCUUUUCUCCGGGCGGGAAGUGCCCGCCUCUGUGGCCAGCUUGAGCAAUGGUGGCCAUGUUAAGUUCGGGCAAAGAUUUGGCUUCUUGGCCUGGCUUCCGCGGCCGGCUUCCUGCCGAGGGUAGUCUUGUGAGUUCCGAGGGGCCAUGCGGAUAGCAGAGGAGGUGCAUGAAGUUUAAAGCUCUUCAUGGCUGGCAAGAAAUCAUCAGGCAGGCAGUCACUGCUGCCUCUGGGGCUGUUGGUCACUGUAGCUGCCAUCCACCUUGUUGCCUGUCCGUACACCAAGGUAGAAGAGAGCUUCAACUUGCAGGCUACGCACGACCUUCUGUAUCACCAGCUGGACAUAGACAAGUAUGACCACCAUGAGUUUCCUGGAGUCGUUCCCAGGACAUUCCUGGGGCCGCUGUUGAUCGCAGCGUUCUCCAGCCCUGUGGUUUAUGUGCUCUCACUGUUGGAAGUCUCCAGAUUUUAUUCUCAGCUGAUAGUCAGAGGCGUCCUUGGGCUUGGUGUGAUUUUUGGACUCUGGACAUUACAGAAGGCAGUAAGACAGCAGUUCGGGGCUACGGUGGCUGUCAUGUUCUGCUGGAUAUCAGCCACACAGUUUCAUCUCAUGUUCUACUGUACGAGGACGCUCCCCAACGUGUUGGCCCUGGCUGUGGUUUUACCGGCCCUCACAGCUUGGCUGCAGCACAGAUGGGCCGUCUUUGUCUGGCUCUCCGCCUUUGUCAUCAUUGGCUUCAGGGCUGAGCUGGCUAUGCUGUUGGGCAUCAUGCUGCUGCUGACCUUGUACCAAAGGAGGAUGUCUGAGGCCAGAUUGCUCCAGCACGCCAUCCCAGCAGGGAUUCUUUGCCUAGGGCUGACGGUUGCUGUGGACUCCUAUUUCUGGCGAUACCUUGUGUGGCCAGAAGGAGUGGUGCUUUGGUACAACACUGUCCUGAACAAAAGUUCCAACUGGGGCACCUCCCCACUCCUGUGGUAUUUCUACUCAGCCCUGCCCCGAGGCCUGGGCUGCAGCCUUCUCUUCAUACCCCUGGGUGCAGUGGACAGGAGAACCUAUGCAUUGGCUCUGCCAAGCCUUGGAUUCGUGGCUUUAUACUCGCUCCUCCCACACAAGGAACUGCGGUUCAUCAUCUAUACCUUCCCUGUACUCAACAUCAUGGCUGCCAGAGGCUGCACCUAUGUCCUGAAUAAAAAGUCUUGGCCGUACAAAGUGAGAGCUCUGCUGGUGUUCGGACAUGUCGUGGUAAAUGUGGCGUCUACAGCCACAUCCCUUUAUGUGUCCCAUUUCAACUACCCUGGUGGGGUUGCGAUGCAGCGGCUACAUGAGCUGGUGCCACCUCAGACAGAUGUCCUUGUACACAUCGAUGUGGCUGCUGCCCAGACAGGCGUGUCACGGUUUCUACAGGUCAACGAUGACUGGAGGUAUGACAAGAGGGAAGAUGUGCAGCUGGGAGCAGCGGGCAUGCUGGACUACACCCACAUCAUCAUGGAGGCAGUGCCUGGGCACCUGGCCCUCUACAGGGACACGCACCGAGUCCUAGCCCGGAUUGAGGCCACUACAGGUGUGAGCCUGAAUCUAAUGAAAGUGCCACCCUUUGAUGUCAACCUGCAGACAAAGCUGGUACUUCUAGAGCGGCUGCUUAGGCCGGCCUGAGGACAGGAGAUCUGGAGCAUCAAGUGUGGUCACCUUCUAACUCAGUAAAGACAGUCAGGAAAACAGCAAAGACCGGGGACUUCCAGUAUCCCCCGGCGUUGCCCUGCAACAGGCUGGGCCAGGCCCUACAAUAGCCACACCUGAGACACAGGGCCGAGAAUGUGGAGCCACCACCAAGUGUGAUAAUGGCCUGUUCAAACCUGUCUGCCAUGGUUAGGUGACCCACAGGAGUGUUUAUAUUCAUUCUGGGAGCCAUUCAGAACCAAGAGGACAAUGAGUCAGGCUAGAACGCCCUGCCACCCUGCUCUGCAGUGACCCCACUGUAUGUUUCUUGCCCCUGAACCACACUUGUUGCCCAUGGCCUCAGGAGACCUCGAUAUAAAUCCAGGUCUUUACAGAUUA
Molecule: messenger RNA, 2056 nt
Organism: Rattus rattus (black rat)
Lineage: Eukaryota; Metazoa; Chordata; Mammalia; Rodentia; Muridae
Gene: Alg12
Product: ALG12 alpha-1,6-mannosyltransferase
Exons: 10
Coding region: 188-1654 (488 amino acids)
Biological process (GO): protein N-linked glycosylation
Cellular component (GO): endoplasmic reticulum membrane
Molecular function (GO): alpha-1,6-mannosyltransferase activity
Source: RefSeq, a predicted model, not a curated record